This is a messenger RNA of Neoarius graeffei (lesser salmon catfish), 621 nucleotides long. RefSeq lists its product as uncharacterized. The record is from RefSeq and is a predicted model, not a curated record. Lineage: Eukaryota; Metazoa; Chordata; Actinopteri; Siluriformes; Ariidae. The coding region runs from base 1 to 621 and encodes 206 amino acids. The transcript is spliced from 4 exons. Gene Ontology annotation, molecular function: protein dimerization activity.
AUGACCAAGUUCAUUCGCAAGUUGUGUGGAAGAUUCCUGCAAGUUCAGGCACUGCAGAGCAGAGCGGUGGAGGACAUCAAUUCCACAGAUCCAUCCAACCAACUGUCUGGACAAAAACUGAAUGUGGGUUUUACAACCAGGGCAACCCUCAACCGGCUCCUAUACGCUGGAGAUGUCACUCCACAGCAGGUGGAAAGAUUCCACCAGGCUGUCUUGGCAUUUUUGACAGGUGCAGUUGAAUAUGCCAUGGCAAAACUGCCCCUUAAAGAGAGUCUCCUGAAACACGCCAGGUUUGUGGAUGUGCAGCAGAGGGCAGACUGUGAAGUCAAUGAUGCUGCAUACUUUGUGGAUCAAUUCACCAAACUGCUUCCAUAUCAUGAACCCCAAGACCAAGACCAACUUGCAGAGGAGUUUCAGGACUACCAGUUAAUGGAGGUCCCAAUGCCCGAACACCAAACAGAAUUUGACCUUGAGGCUUUCUGGGAAUGCAUGAGUUCACUUAAGAAUAGGGUGACUGGAAUGAGCAGAUUUCCCAGGCUGUCUGCAAUUGCCAAAUUAGUUUUAAUUCUCCCCCACUCCAAUGCAGAUGCUGAGAGGGUUUUUUUUCCAUGCUGGGCUUGA